GUUCAGUUCGUUCGCCAACGUCACAACUCCAGGAAGGCGUUUCCUUCUCUUCUGAUAUAAACACUCAUGUUCGUGUCAGUCUCUGGUACAAACCUUACUACGCAUCUUUGAAAGACUGGUUCAAGAGACACGAUGGAGUGCUGCUGUGGACUGCUAACUGCUGAGAAACAACCAGUUCCUUUAAAGGGCAUUGAAGUAGAGCUGGAGGUGAAGGACCACGUGGCCACAGUGGUGUCCACUCUGCACUAUGAGAACAAGGAGGACAAAGCCAUAGAAGCUGUUUUUGUUUUCCCUCUGCCCGGAGAUGCUGCUGUCUGCCAUUUCAGCGCUAAGGUCGGACAGACUGAGAUUGUGGCCGAGGUGAAGGAGAAACAGAAGGCCCGCGAUGAGUACGACGACGCUUUGAGCUCAGGGCAGCAGGCCUUCCUCCUGGAAGAGAGUGAGCAGAGCUCGGAUAUCUUCUCUCUCAGUGUGGGCAGUCUUCCUCCAGGAGAGAGCGCCUCCAUCAGGCUGGAGUACAUCAUUGAGCUGGCUGUACAGGCGGAUGACGCGCUGAGGUUUUGUUUGCCUGCGGUGCUCAACCCUCGCUACCAACCUCAGGGGAGUGAAGGUGGCGGCGUCCAGGUGACCUCUGUCCCCGCCUCUCAGGUGCCCUACAGUCUGUCUUUCUCUGCUCGGGUGUCUUCUCCUCGUCAGGUCUCCAAAAUCGACUCCAACUGUUCCUUGGAGCCUUUGCAGUACCUCAACGCUGAGCAAAGCCAGGCUGUCGUGAAACUGGCUGCAGGACACAAGUUUGACAGGGAUGUCGAGCUGCUGAUUUACUACAAGGAUGCCCACCAGCCGGCUGCUGUGGUGGAGGCAGGUCAGGCGCCUGCCAAGCCUGGCACACUGAUGGGAGAUGCGGUCGUGAUGCUGAGUUUGUACCCGGAGUUCCCUCAGGCAGUGAUGUCUUCACUGGCCUCAAGUGGAGAAUUUGUGUUCUUACUAGAUCGAUCUGGAAGUAUGGAUUGUCCUAUCAACAACACCAAGAAGAGUGAGACUCGCAUCAGCAGUGCCAGGGAUACUCUUCUGCUGCUUCUAAAGAGCUUACCAAUGGGCUGCUACUUCAACAUCUACAGUUUUGGAUCUAGCUUUAAACACAUCUUCCCUACAAGUGUGGAAUACAGUGAGAAGACCAUGGAAGAGGCUCUGAAGAAAGUCAAGGAGAUGGAAGCUAACCUGGGAGGAACAGAGAUCCUUCAGCCGCUCAAACACAUUUACAACCAACCCUGCAUUCCCAGUCAACCAAGACAACUUUUUGUCUUCACUGACGGCGAGGUGGGGAACACUAAAGAGGUUACCAGCCUGGUAAAGAAGAAUUCCACCUCUCACAGGUGUUUCUCUUUUGGGAUCGGCGAAGGUGCCAGCACUGCUCUCAUCAAUGGAUUGGCUAAAGAGGGAGGAGGUCACGCUCAGUUCAUCACAGGAGCCGAUCGAAUGCAACCAAAAGUGAUGCAAUCACUACGGUUUGCUCUGCAACCAACAGUGGAGGACAUCUCGGUCACAUGGGAUCUGCCACAGGGAGUAACUGCUAUUGUCCUGUCCCCGCCUCUCACAGCUAUUUUCCAGGGUCAGAGGUCACUCAUCUAUUCUCAACUCACAGGACAGAGUUCAGAGGCUAAAGACUGUUUUGUAACUGUCAAGUACAACCUGGCGGGCCAUCCAACCCAGAAUCAGAUUCCCUUCACUCUCCAACCCACAGAGGAAACUGGUUUAACAAUUCACAGGCUGAGCGCCCGGACCGUGAUUCGCUCUUUGGAGACAGAGAAGAACAACUACGAUUUAAUGCCCUUCAUGAAAAGGGAAGACAAAAAAGAGGAAGAAGAUGGAGUUAAGCAGAAAGUGGUGGAGCUGAGUGUCCAAUCAGGAGUUAGCAGUAGCCAUACUGCCUUCAUCGCUGUCCAUAAGGGGGAGAGCAGCACCACUCAAGGACCUUUACUGCGUCAAAUCAUUCCAGUUCCCUCAUUUUGUAACACGCCGCUGAUGAUGUGCAGGCAGAGUAUGCCUAUCCCUCCACCCAAUGCAUAUCGUAGAAGCAGGCCGCAGCAGAUGCGUGGCGCGAUGUGUCUGCCUAUGCCUACAUCCUUUGCACCUUGUGGCAUACAGCAGAUAGGUUUCGCAGGCCGACCUCGUGCAUGCAUAGCAUACGCUGACUGCAACAUGGGAGGGGACAUGGACGCUUCAGAUGGUUAUGGUCUAGCACUCACGCCGCCCCCUUGCAUGGACCCAUUGCUGGAGUUGGUGUCCCUCCAAAAGGCGUCCGGCUGCUGGCCGCUUGUGAAGGCUUUGGCUGUCGCGAUGGGGAAGACUAGUGAGGAAGUGGAAAAGCCAAAACCUGCAGCGGUGAGCAAGGACGUGUGGGCCACCAUCUUGGCUCUUAUUUGGCUACACGGGUUCAAGGCGGAAGCCCAGGAUGAGUGGCAGCUUCUGGCGAUGAAGGCCGUGUCUUGGCUGCGUGCUCAGAAGGCGUCGUGUGUGGCAGAGUGCGUGGCGGCUGGCAAUGCUUUGUUGGGUUGUGAGGUGUCGAAAGACACGCUGGGGAUCUGAGCCAUUUGAUUCAAGACGCCUUCCUACUUUUAACUUGUUUUCACUUGCGCCUUAUAACAUUUGCACUUGUUGGCUUCAUCUUUUGCAAAUCAACCAUUUAACAUGAAUGUCUGCAUUACCAUGUGGACCCAAUAAUAAAACAUACAUGUCAUAUUACUACAGUAAAAUCAUACCAACUUUGUUACAUGUCAUAUUCCUACAGUAAAAUAAUACCAAAGAAUAUCAGUGUGAUGUUAGUUUUAACAUAUUUAAAUACACUGUACUCCAUACUGACAAAGAUUGUAUUUCAUAUUCAGAAUGCAGUAUAGCUAAUGAUAAUACCUAUGUACCAUGAAUUGAUUUACGUGGACCCCGACUUAAACAAGUUGAUUGAUUGAUUGAAGCUUUUAUUAGUAGAUUGCACAGUGCAGUACAUAUUCGUACAAUUGACCACUAAAUGGUAACACCCGAAUAAGUUUUUCAACUUGUUUAAGUCGGGGUCGACUUAAAUUGAUUCAUGAUACAGAUAUAUACUAUCAUCAUAAUACAGUCAUCACACAAGUUAAUCAUCAGAGUAUAUACAUUGAAUUAUUUACAUUAUUUACAAUCUGGGAUGUGGGGG
Nerophis lumbriciformis (worm pipefish) is the source of this 3187-nucleotide messenger RNA. The record is from RefSeq and is a predicted model, not a curated record. NCBI's taxonomy places the organism in Eukaryota, Metazoa, Chordata, Actinopteri, Syngnathiformes, Syngnathidae.